Polypterus senegalus (gray bichir) is the source of this 612-nucleotide messenger RNA. RefSeq names its product snaclec agkisacutacin subunit A-like. The coding region runs from base 283 to 612 and encodes 109 amino acids. Lineage: Eukaryota; Metazoa; Chordata; Cladistia; Polypteriformes; Polypteridae. The record is from RefSeq and is a predicted model, not a curated record. The transcript is spliced from 3 exons.
ACAGUUGUUCUGCUAAGGUUGUGACCAGCCAAGUGCAUUUCUUUGGUUUAAUUGCAGAUGUCAACGGUCAACUCAGACUCGUCAAAGGGACCAACAGCUGUUCUGGGAGAGUGGAGGUGUUCUACCAGGGCCAGUGGGGAACCGUCUGUGAUGACGGAUGGGAUUUGGCCGACGCCGGAUGUGGCAAUGCCAUCUCAGCACCAGGAAAUGCCCACUUUGAAAGAGGCAGCAAAAAGAUGUGGAUGGAUGAUGUUGCUUCCCCAGUGAUUGAUUGAGUCCUUAAUGCUGGGAAAGCAUAACUGUGGUUCACAUGAAGAUGCUGGGGUCGUCUGUUCAGAUAUGACCUUCAGUCAAGGCUCCUGCCAACAGGGAUGGGUGAGCUACUCCGGCCGAUGCUACCAAUUCUUUACAGAGAAGAAGAUCUGGAUUGAUGCGGAGAUGGCCGAACUGCUGCAUCACAGCAAUGCCACCAAGCCCCCCAUCGGCUUCAUCCUGAUUCAGUUGUGUUCAAUUAGACGGACAGAAAGUGACCUGCUAAACAUGGAGACGCGUCGGCCUUCACGUGACGCCACACUCCACUUGCUAUGUUUCAGAAGAUGUUUUUAUUGUUAA